CAUGCUGCUGCGGUCCAGAGUCUUCUGGGCCCCUGUACGGCCCUCCCAUUGCUGCGUCCCCAUGCCACACUUCCCAUGUGCCCUUUCAGGUACUCCUCAUCACUGCUGGUGUGUUGAAUUUUUUGACAUAGGGUGCUGGCAGAUUUCGGGCCGCUACUAUAGCUGCUGCCAGGCCCCUAAUCUGCCAUGGGCCCCUAUAUACCGCCUCCUCAUGCUGCUGGUGUGGUCCAGAGUCUGUCUGGGUCCCUGUACGGCCUCCCAUUGCUGCUGUCUCCAUGCCCACACUCUGCCAUUUGUGCCACUUUCAGGUCUCCUCACACACUGCUGGUGUGUUGAAUUUUUUGAC
Messenger RNA from Staurois parvus, 346 nucleotides. The record is from the annotation of a GenBank genome assembly. Lineage: Eukaryota; Metazoa; Chordata; Amphibia; Anura; Ranidae.